This is a messenger RNA of Hyaloscypha bicolor E, 1190 nucleotides long. RefSeq lists its product as uncharacterized. The coding region runs from base 28 to 1050 and encodes 340 amino acids. NCBI's taxonomy places the organism in Eukaryota, Fungi, Ascomycota, Leotiomycetes, Helotiales, Hyaloscyphaceae. The record is from RefSeq and is a predicted model, not a curated record. The transcript has a single exon. Gene Ontology annotation, molecular function: peptidase activity.
AAGCCCUCCAACCCCGCCUAAAAAGCCAUGUCUCAACCACCACCAAAUACAAGCCUCUCUCUCUCCGCCCGGCUAGCACUCUACCUCGGCCCCCCCUCUGUAAUCCUCCUCACCUCCCUCGCCUCCCCAAAAACCGGCCUCCUCUCGCCCCUCGCCUUCCUGCCCACAGUCUCCGCCUACCGCGCAUGGUCGUCCUCCAACACCCUCAACCCCUCCCCGCGCGCUCCCCUCGAGCCCCUCCUCUGGACCUACGCGCUCGCCGGAACAUGUGGCCUCCUCAGCGUCAGCGUCAGCCUCAUCCAACUCGGGAUCUGCAAAGCCGUCUCAUCCCUCCUCUUCUUCCACGAUCCCGCCGGUUUGAAAGAUUUCUGGGUCGAGUUCGCACGCAGCGGUGUUGAGGGGUUGACGGCCGGGGAGGUACUGAAGCGGGCGGAGAUCGCCUGGGGCUGGAAGAAUUGCGUGGUUAAUGCGGCACUUACCUUCCUGGCUGCUGGGCUGGGUGAAGAGGUUUUGAAGUACGUGCCGAUUGCUUAUGCUCGUCGUCGUAGUACGGCGGAGGAGAGGAAGGGGAGGAAGAGAGCGUAUCUGGACUAUGCGCUUGCUGGUGCGCUGUCCUUUAGUCUGAUUGAGAAUAUCGGGUUCUUGUAUGCGGCUGUAGAGAAAGGAGGGAGCUGGUCGGGGUUGGCACUCUCGGUUUUUGAGCGCGUUAUCAUUGCUGGGACUGGCCAUAUUACGAUGAGUGUGCUGACGGCGUUGAGAGCUACUCGGAGGGAUUAUUUCGGGGAUCGGCUGAGUUGGUGGGAGGUGGUUGGGCCUGCGGCGUUGUAUCACGGUGCGUUUGACUUUGUGUGCUUUAGUGCCAGUUCGUGGGAGGGGAAUGUUGGGUGGAUUCAUCCUACCGGGUUGGGGGUUACGAGUGUGAUGUUUGGAUCUUGUUUGGGCCCGGUUGCUAGUGCAAUGUGGCAGACUAGAAGGGAGUGGAAGGGUCUUGAAGAUCGGGAUCGAGUGAGAAAGAAUGAAGACGAUGAUGGGAAGAGAUACAAAAGGUGAGUGUUGGGAACAGGGCGAUUCCCCUUGAUAGAUGGAUCAUGGUAUACAGCUCUCCUCUGUGAAGUGCAUCUUUUAUCUUAGAAUUCAAUCAAAAUGCCCCUCACGAGUAUAUCUUCGUUUUGCUGGCAUGAAAGGAGAGC